ACGUCAUGCUCGAUAAUAUGGUUUUUAUAUAUCACGAACAGAUUUCCUUGACCCGAAACUACGGUGCCGCCAUAACAGAUCCAGGUGCCAGAGGACGUUAGGUGGGUCAAGGUUCUGCUUUUCCGCCACCGAAACCCUUAUUCCUUCUCUGGUUUUCCAACUUGUCUCCGUCGUCUUCGUCUCCUUCCUCCUUCUGGCCAUCGACGCUUGUCGGCGCAUCUUUGACGCAGGUUCUGAAAUCAUGUUGCAAGGUCAAGCAGAUCUUUGCAAGAAGGCAUCAAAGUUGGAGUUAAAGGAAUUGAAGGAGAGCAAAUUUUAUGCUGCUUUUAUGUCUGAACUUGAAGCUUUACUUCUUGAUGUUUAUUGCAGCCUGCUUCCAACUGCAGGCGAAUAUGAAAAAAGAAAGCAAUUGAUCCUUGCAUAUACCAUGGUUGUGAGGAGUAUUUUUGGUAAUACGGGUGGAUUUCCUGUUGUGGAAGCAUUUGGCUCCUUUCUAAUGGACAUGUUCACUACUAAAAGUGAUCUCGACCUAUCCAUCAACUUCACUAAUAGCAAUGCAGCACACUUCCCUCGUGAUCAUGCCAUUUUUGUUCUUCGAAGACUUGCCAAAGUUUUAUAUAAAAAACAAAGGAAAGGUGAUCUUUCUGGUGUCUUCCCAGUUCUGCAAGCUAGAGUGCCAGUUCUAAAAGCUGUAGAUUGUAGGACCGGUAUUGAAUGUGAUAUAUCCGUAGAAAACAAAGAUGGAAUUUCAAGAUCAUUAUUUUUCUCCAUUAUUUCUACAAUUGAUGAAAGGUUUCACAUUAUGUGUUAUUUGAUGAAGGCAUGGGCAAAAGCAAAUGACAUAAACAGUUCAAAAGAUGGCACUUUGAACUCUUUAUCCAUAAUAUCCCUUGUUGCUUUUCAUUUUCAGACUAGAGAUCCUCCCAUUCUGCCUCCAUUCUCUGCCUUACUGAGAGAUGGAACAAAUGCCACAAACUUGCGCAAUGUUGUUCUUUUGUUUAAGAACUUUGGAGUUGGAAAUAAGGAAUCUGUAGCCGAGCUAUUUGUAGCUUUGCUGGCCAAGUUAUCGUCAGUCGAAAAGCUCUGGGAACUAGGUCUGUGUGCCAGCAUUUUUGAAGGUUCGUGGAUAUCAAAGACGUGGGGUGGUUCGAAAGUUGGCAAUAUGAGUAUUGAGGACUUUCUCGAUCGUUCUCAAAAUUUUGCGAGAGCCGUUGGGAAAUCUGAGAUGACCAAGAUCUAUGCUUGCCUUCGAGGUUCACUCGAGCAUCUCUCUCGUUCCAUGCAAGAGCAAAUGGAAUUAUGUCUCCUCAGGCCCGUCUUGUUUGGAUCAAUCUCUUUGGAAGCUCAAAGCACACAUAUCAAAAGCAAAGCAGCCAUGAUUAUGGAGCACAAACUUCUAACUCAAUCUGUUCAGCCAAUAGUUGAUAUCAACAACACAGACAAUCAUGCUGAUUGGCAAAGAAAAACUUUUAUGGAGUCUACUCGGCUUCAUGCCAAUGCGAUCAUUACAACCAAUCGUGCCGAUGACUAUUCGGUGAGGACUCUAAAGAGGAAACUCCCUUCUAAUCAACCUGUUGAUCCUGUUGUCGACGCCAUCACUCCGAGUAAUCAUCCCAGCAUGAAUUUGAUGAAUAAUCUUGAGCGGAAAAUUCCCGGUAUCGAAUUCAGUCAGCCUCCUCAUAACAAAAAACCGGCACCUGCGAGGGCAGGACAUGCUAUAACUGCAGCAGCUUCCAGUGUUGGCUCUCAUCAGAACCUAAGCACCAUUUAUUUGCCUCCUCCUGCAAUACAUCCAGUCCAGUCUUAUGUUCCACCACAACCCAUUAAUGUAGUCGGUCUUCCACACAUGCCAUUAGACCCAUCGGGUUAUCGAGCCCGUAGUGAUCCAAGGCAUCCCAUUUAUGCUAAUAUGGGUUAUGGACCAUAUCAUAAUCCCUUGAUUUAUGGACCACAGCACGAUCCAACAGCUCAUGUUCGCCUUGCUUAUGGAUUUCAUGGGCCCCACUAUGUUCCGAAUCAAGCAUAUCCCGUGCCCACUCUGCUUAAUACUACAAGAAAUCACCAGGACUCUGUUCCUUCCAGAUGGUUUGGGUCAAACCAUUUAUAACUUGUUUUUGUUGCAGUUGUCCAAAUAGAUUUGGCCAUUUUUUUAGUGGAUAGAAUCUGCAUUUUGUGAUCAUUUUUUGGUCAUUUUGUGGUUAAUGUUACCUUAAUGAUUGAAUGUGUUGUUUGCAGAAAGAAUCUCUAUGCAAAGAUCAGCUGUAGCCAUCUUUUAAUUAGAAGGAUUGGUUAUUUAGCAUUCUGUUUAAUGUUUAUUUAUUUAUUUAUU
This is a messenger RNA of Phalaenopsis equestris, 2329 nucleotides long. RefSeq lists its product as uncharacterized. The record is from RefSeq and is a predicted model, not a curated record. Gene Ontology annotation, molecular function: nucleotidyltransferase activity. Gene Ontology annotation, biological process: RNA 3'-end processing. Lineage: Eukaryota; Viridiplantae; Streptophyta; Magnoliopsida; Asparagales; Orchidaceae. The transcript is spliced from 10 exons. The coding region runs from base 242 to 2107 and encodes 621 amino acids.